Messenger RNA from Aspergillus caelatus, 1058 nucleotides. RefSeq names its product coiled-coil-helix-coiled-coil-helix domain-containing protein. The record is from RefSeq and is a predicted model, not a curated record. NCBI's taxonomy places the organism in Eukaryota, Fungi, Ascomycota, Eurotiomycetes, Eurotiales, Aspergillaceae. The transcript is spliced from 4 exons. Bases 62 to 484 code for a protein of 140 amino acids.
GAUCAGUUGUCUUUUUGCAAGUAAAAGAAGUAUACUCCGUACGUAUUUUGGAAUUACUGAAAUGGACAGCAUGACUAAAAGGUCACUGUGCCAAGACCUUCAAUUGUGGAGCCAAACUUCUCCAGGAACAAACCUACAUACUCCCAGUAAGAACCUCACGACGUUAUCACCCAUACUGUCCAACGCUGUCGCCUGUAUCAAUCACAUACAUUUGACUACUUUUGGUCUCACAAUCAUGUCUUCCACAUCAGACCAACAACCAGAGUCGUCCGGACAAGGCCAUCCUAACUCCUGGUCAAACACGGAGCGGAGAUUCACUAACAAGAGUGCAAGCGAGUACUAUGAUCCAUGCCAAGAUUUCGCUGAUCGGAGUUUGAAAUGUAUGAAGCGGAAUAAUUUCGACAGAGAAAUGUGCCACGAUUACUUUCAGGCCUACCGUGACUGCAAAAAACAAUGGUUGACACAGAAAAAGCUUUCUGGCUAGUUCUACCAGAGCUAUGUUAGCAAAUGGUGCAUGUUUCCUUGAAGUUAAUCUUCACAAUAUCUGUAUCAUAGAAUCACCGGGAUGCCAGACGAUCAAUAUUCCCGGUAACUAAUAGGGUCUCCUUUCGGUCUACAUCAGCAUCUCACUGCACAUCUCAGAGCCAGGCUGUCCUGAUAAAAGAUACUGGUAAGAGACCGGGCAAUUACAUGUUUCGAGCAAAAACAUACUAUUCGUUGGCACAUAAGCUUCUCCUCCUAUUGACGCAGCUUACCUCCUUAACAUGGAUGUCUAUCUCUUCUUUUUUCCCACUUACUUCUGCUCGGCAGAAGGGGGGCAUGAAAGUUCCGAUUGUCGCAACAAGGGCUUUUUGGCGCACAUCCUCAAGUCUGUAUCCUAUUUACUAUGUUGUAUGUUACCGAUUCUAGAAAGAAGGGUCAUCCCGCUCUAUAUUUGUAUCAUAGAAAUGUUUCAGCGAUCACUUCUUGCAAGACUUUAACAACACAUGUUAGGACCUUAUGUUAUUAACGUUAAGGUUGGUGUAUAUAGCCUUCUAAAUCCUUGAAGCAUGUUGAGG